UAACAGAGAGAGAGAGAGUGUCGGGGACGCGCUGGUGAAAAUGUUGCGCAGGAAGAAAGCUGUGAGUCUGCCUUUAUGGAGCUGUCUGCAAUAGGAGAGCAAGUGUUUGCCGUGGAGAAUAUCAGCAAGAAGCGCAUCAGAAAGGGUAGAGUGGAAUAUUUUGUGAAGUGGAAAGGAUGGCCCCCAAAAUACAGUACAUGGGAACCGGAAGAUCACAUACUGGAUCCCCGUCUCGUAAUGGCUUAUGAGGAAAAGGAGCAGCGAGACCGGGCGCAAGGAUACAGGAAGCGAGGGCCAAAGCCGAAGAGGUACCUACUGCAGCGGAUUUAUGGGAUGGAUUUGCGGAGUGCGGCCAAGCUGAAAGAAAAGGGGGAGCUGCGCCUCUCCCUGUCCAGACAAUUUGACGGGACUUCGGUGUCAAGUCUGGGUCAGCGGGAACACGGGGAAAACGGCAAACGGAUCCAGUUCUCCCUCAGCCGGAAGCACAAGUUUUUCAAACUGGCCAAGCCUGGCUCUACUGAAGAACCCAGUGAGAUCACAGAGAGGCAUGGGAUGAGUGAGUGGUCUGAGGACGAGACCGGCAGGGAGCUGAGUGAAAAAUACGUGGAUUCGGAGUUUGAGGAUGAAUUGCAGAGUGAGAGCUGUCCCGAGGCAAACGAAGGCUCCGCCUCUCCCAUUCGGAUGACUGGCUCAAUUCCCAUUGGCUGGCAGCCUUCCAUUCCCCUUGGUAACGUCACAGUGACUGAUGUCACGGCAAACUCCCUGACGGUGACCUUCCGGGAAGGCCAGGCAGCUGAGGGUUUCUUCAGGGACAGGAGUCUGAGCUGCUGAAAACAAACAGAUUUACAUCCGUCCUGUCAAAUGUUUUGUUCAUUUCUCCUAAAAGAGAAACAAGGUUCCAUAUUUAUAAACUGUUGAGUGUAUGUAUCACCAUAUAAACGGUUAGGGUCUGCAGGGUAGCGUCUAGGUUCAUGUACCCCUUCAGAACAGGAGAGUGAGUGUGAGGGAGGGAGUGUAGAGGAUGGAGGGAGAGCAGGAGAGGGACAU
This is a messenger RNA of Chiloscyllium plagiosum (whitespotted bambooshark), 1047 nucleotides long. RefSeq names its product chromobox homolog 7b (gene cbx7b). The record is from RefSeq and is a predicted model, not a curated record. Gene Ontology annotation, cellular component: PRC1 complex. Gene Ontology annotation, biological process: negative regulation of transcription by RNA polymerase II. Lineage: Eukaryota; Metazoa; Chordata; Chondrichthyes; Orectolobiformes; Hemiscylliidae.